This is a messenger RNA of Chrysoperla carnea, 2878 nucleotides long. It is a transcript of the gene EMC1, whose product is annotated as ER membrane protein complex subunit 1. Gene Ontology annotation, cellular component: EMC complex. Bases 38 to 2848 code for a protein of 936 amino acids. The record is from RefSeq and is a predicted model, not a curated record. Gene Ontology annotation, biological process: protein folding in endoplasmic reticulum. NCBI's taxonomy places the organism in Eukaryota, Metazoa, Arthropoda, Insecta, Neuroptera, Chrysopidae. The transcript has 13 exons. Gene Ontology annotation, molecular function: protein binding.
UGAAUGUACACCAAAGUACCACCGGCUGAUCGUAAUAAUGGAGUUGUCACGGUGGCGAUUAAAAGGAAAUAAUUUUAGUUUUAUGACAGACUUACAAUUUUUUCAAUAUUUAUUUAUAUUAUUUGGAUUAUUUAAUUUAUCUGUGUGUUUGUUUGAGGAUCAAAUUGGAAAAUUUGAUUGGAAACAAAAUUAUGUUGGAAAAUUAAAAUUAUCACAAUUUGAUACAGUUUCAACAGCGAAACGUAUUAUUGUUGUUACCGAGGAAAAUGUAGUCGCUGCAUUGCACUUGAAAACAGGUCAAAUAAUCUGGCGACAAGUAUUAGAAAGUGCAAAUCGAAGUCAAAUUGAUUUCUUGCAUGUAGAUAGUGAAGUUAUUACCAUAUCCGCAUUCUCACUAUCCGGUCCGUAUCUAGUACGAGGAUGGGAACCAAUUUCCGGUGGUUUAUUAUGGGAAUGGACAUUCACGUUAGCAAAAAGUACGGAUGUGAAACAAGUUGAUUGGUUAAUUUCACAUGGACGUCUUUAUCAAGUUGUUGCAAAAACAACGGGUCAAGAUUCAUAUUUGGAAGUAACAUCGUAUAAUACACGAACAGGACAGAAUCGUGGUAGUUCAGCCCGAAUACAAGCACCAUGGAUAUCAGAUUCAUCAAAAUGCAUUUUAUCAAAUCCACACUACAUUUGUCUAAACUCCCAAAAAAUAAUAUCCGUGGAUGUUGUAUCCGAAUCCAAUCUAGUAUACACAUUCCCCUUGGUGGAUGCAUUCGAAAAUACCGAAAAUGUGGAGUUAAUCAGCGUGAAUGGUCCAUUACCAAUUGUUAUAUUAAAACAAGGACCCGUACAUAAAUUUAUUAAAAUCACCGAACAACGGAUUCAACUAUUAAAUGAUGAAAUUCAUGGUCAUCAAAAUUUCUUAGUUAUGCCAUACGGUGAUGAUUAUUGCUUGUUACAAGCGAAUUUACGAACACCAGAAUUAUUGGAAAUUAGUGGAACUCUGUUGAGUGAUUUUUCACCGAUUGAUGAAUUGAGUAGUAAAAUUGCAUAUCCAAAAACACAAGGUGUGCCAAUAUUAUCUUCGUCGUUUUGUAGUACACGUAAAGAUAAGGGAGUUGUGUGUCGAUUUUUCUUAAGUACAGAAGAUGAAGCUAUGGUUUUGUUACAAAAUGGAGGUAAAAUAAUAUGGACUCGAGAAGAAUCCUUAGCUAAUAUUAUUUCUGUGGAUCUAUUAGAUUUGCCUGUUUCUGAUCUAGAUGCUUCUAUUGAAAAGGAAUUCGAUAAUAAAGCCAAUACAAAUAGUUUAGGAUUAAUUUCAACAAAUAUUUUUGACAUGUUACAAAGACGUUUGACAAGCCAAAUCAGUCAAUUACAAGCACUACUGUUGACGGUAUUUGGAAUUACUGCACCACAAUCCAAAAAUCAAGCUGCUGGUCUAGUGCGUGAUGAAUUUGGUUUGCAUAAAAUGAUUGUUGUAGCUACACGUAUCGGAAAAGUAUUUGGAAUAGAUAAUAAAAAUGGUGACAUUAUUUGGCAACAACGGUUGGAGAAUAUUAAACCGUUUACGUUAGGUGAUAAACAAAGUUAUCCAUUAUUUGUUCAGCGUACAACAAGACAUUUUCCACAUCCAGCUCAAUGCACGUUACUCGCCAGAGAUCAAGCAACAAAUGAAGGUGUUAUUUUUACAUUUAAUCCAAUAACAGGAUUACCAAUAAAUGGUAUUGGUCCAAUAAGAUUAGGCUAUCGUCUAAAACAAUUAAUGUUGUUACCAGAAGGUGACAAUAAUGCGUUACGUGGUAUUUUAUUAUUGGAUGAAAAUAAUAAUGUUCAUAUAACACCAGAGUCAGCCAUACCAGUGGUUCGAAAAAUGUUAAAACAAAUUUAUUUGUUUAGUGCUGAUUAUUCUACUGGUUUAGUUUCAGGAUAUUCUGUAGCAUUUAAUUCUUUAAAUGAAUUAAAAGCAACACAAACAUGGAGAUUAAAACUAAGUGGACGUGGUCAACAAAUAAUUGAUGUAGUAGUUAAAAAUCCAUUGGAACGGGUACAUUCGCAAGGUCGUGUUUUAGCUGAUCGUUCUGUAUUAUUUAAAUAUAUUAAUCCCAAUUUAGUGGCGAUUGCAACACAAGCUAUGGAUCCAGUUCAUAGACAAAUAUUAAGCAUCUAUUUAAUUGAUGUUGUAUCCGGUUCAGUGAUAUUUUCGGUAACACAUAAACGUGCCCGUGGACCAAUUCAUAUUGUACAUUCAGAGAAUUGGUUAACAUAUUGUUAUUUUAAUGAUAAAUGGCGACGUACUGAAAUCGCAACAUUAGAAUUGUACGAGGGUAAAGUACAAAGUAACAGCACAGCGUUUAGUUCAUUGAAUUCACCAAAGUUACCAAUGAUUGAGCGACAAGCGUACAUAAUGCCAGCAACUAUUUUAACAAUGAAAGAAACAAUUACAGAAAAGGGAAUUACAAGUAAACAUAUAUUAAUGGCUUUAAGUAAUGGUGGUAUAUUGGAGAUGCCAUGGAUGUUUUUAGAUCCACGGCGACCGGUAUCAACACCGCCUGAAGAAGGUGUUGUACCAUAUAUACCAGAAUUACCAGUCCCAUCAGAAGCAAUGCUUAAUUAUAACCAAAGUUUAUCAUCAAUACGUGGAAUACAAACAGUGCCUAGUGGUCUUGAAUCAACAUCACUUGUUUUUGCAUAUGGUUUAGAUAUUUUCUAUACAAGAGUUGCCCCAUCAAAAACAUUUGAUGUAUUAAAAGACGAUUUUGAUUAUUAUUUAAUAACAUUAGUAUUAUUAGGUUUAACGGCCGCAUCAUAUAUAACAAGAUAUUUAGCGUCACGCAAAGCACUUAAACAAGCAUGGAAAUGAUCCUAAUUUUUAUUUUAGGUAUCAAUCAAA